AUGGCACAGCCCGCAAUCCGCUAUCCCAGCCAGGACCUGGCAGGUAUCAACUUUGCAGGUAUCAACUUUGGCCAGGCCAAGCUGGCCCUGGAGCAGCGCUUCCUGGACGAGCGCAACCAAGCAGCCAGCAAGGGCAUUGAUGGUGGUGCCCUUGCAGCGAAGAAGCAGAAGAUCAGCUCGAUUGCUGCUGAUCAGCCAACGGCUCUACUCAAUACCGGUAACCGUAUCCCUCUCCUCGGCCUGGGUACGUUCAAGGCCGACGAGCAGACCACCAACGAAGCAGUGGCUGCCGCCUUGAAGGCAGGCUACAGGCACAUCGACUGUGCCAGCCACUACCUCAACGAGCCAGCCAUCGGCAACGGCCUCCAUGCAGCCUUGAAGGCCGGCCACGCCAAGCGUGAGGACCUCUUCAUCACGUCCAAGCUGUGGAACACUGACCACGCGGCAGAGGAUGUGCGCCCAGCACUGGAGGCCACCCUCCAUGACCUGCGCACCCCAUACUUGGAUCUGUAUUUGAUCCAUUGGCCAGUCACAGAGCCGCAGAAGAAGGGUGACAGGAUUGACCCUGGCAUCAAGGAGACAUGGGCAGCCAUGGAGAAGCUGGUGGACGCUGGCCUGGUGAAGAAUAUUGGCGUGAGCAACUUCUCCAUCAAGAAGCUGGAGGAGGUCCUCUCCUUCUGCCGCAUCCGCCCAGCAGUCAACCAGGUUGAGGUGCACCCAAUCUGGCGCAACGAUGAGCUCAUCGCGUACUGCCGCGAUCAGAAUAUCCACGUCAGCGCCUACUGCCCCUUGGGAACUCCCUGGACGAGCGCAAAGGCCGUCAUCCGCCGAGCGGACCCGGCCAGCAAGCACCCGGUCAUCAAUGAGAUUGCCAAGAAGUACAACAAGCACAGCAAUCUGGAGGAGGUGCUCAACUUUGAGCUGUCCAAGGAGGACUACAACCGCAUUACAUCUAUUGACUUCCAGCUGCGCCUCGUUGAUGGCAUCCGUUUCCUGCGCCCCGAGGGCCCCUACAGGACGAUGAAGGACCUGUGGGAUGAGGACCAGACGGACGCGUGCCGCCUGCGCUUCAUCAACUCCAUGUACAAGUUCCCCAGCACGCCCGCUGUGCAACUCUCCAGCGGCCACCGCAUGCCUAUCCUGGGGGUGUCCACCUGGCUCAAGCACAAAGUGCAGGAGACUGUCGAGCUCGCCCUGCGCUCCGGGUUCAGGCACAUCGACGUGUCAUCGCAGCGAGGAAACGAGGCCGAGAUCGGCAAGGCGAUGUCCGAGAUCUUUUCCGACUGGCUCGUCAACCGCCCCGACACCUGGAUCACUGGCAAAGUGUGGGCCGACGGCGAUGCUUGCCCCACACCCGACCAUGUGCGCCGCCAGCUCAGCGCCACUCUGGCGGCCCUCAAGGUCGACUACCUUGACCUCUGCCUGCUGCCCGCCCACGACGACAGCGCCGCCUUCAAGGCUGCCUGGGAGACAAUGGAGUCUCUGGUGGACGAGGGCAAGCUACGGGCCAUCGGCCUGCAGGACGCAUCUGUCGAGCAGCUAACCGAGGUGAUGGGCUCCGCGCGCGUCGCCCCGGCCGUCAACUCGGUGGAGGUGCACCCCGGCAACCGCAACGACGAGCUGCUCGCCUUCUGCAGAUGCCAGGGCGUGCACGUGAUGGCUUCUUCCUGGCCGGCGACUGCCUACAUGCUGCACCGCAAGGAGGUGCCCGCUCUGCUGCGCGCUCCGCUCGUUGCCAGCAUUGCGCGGCGGCUGGGCAAGCGGCCCGCGCAGGUGCUCAUCCGCUGGGCGCUGCAGCACGGCACUUCUGUCUCCCCCAAGGCCGGCUCCCACGAGCACGUCCAGGGCAUCCUGGAUGUGCUGAAUUGGGAUCUUCCCGAGGAUGACUACCGGGCACUCGCUCGCCUCCCCCGCGAGGUUAUGUCAUCCGAGGUUGCCAAUGUGUCACACCCCGCCGGCGUGCUGUUUGCCGCCGAGGCCUGA
This is a messenger RNA of Coccomyxa subellipsoidea C-169, 1983 nucleotides long. RefSeq lists its product as hypothetical. The record is from RefSeq and is a predicted model, not a curated record. Gene Ontology annotation, molecular function: aldose reductase (NADPH) activity. Gene Ontology annotation, cellular component: cytosol. Bases 1 to 1983 code for a protein of 660 amino acids. The transcript is spliced from 13 exons. Lineage: Eukaryota; Viridiplantae; Chlorophyta; Trebouxiophyceae; Coccomyxaceae.